This is a messenger RNA of Haliotis rufescens (red abalone), 3303 nucleotides long. RefSeq lists its product as uncharacterized. Lineage: Eukaryota; Metazoa; Mollusca; Gastropoda; Lepetellida; Haliotidae. The transcript is spliced from 5 exons. The record is from RefSeq and is a predicted model, not a curated record. The coding region runs from base 1 to 1128 and encodes 375 amino acids.
AUGGAGCAGGGACCGGAUGGGCAGCAGAUCAACGACUACGUCACCAGCACAUGGGUGGACUUCAAUGCCACAUUCCCUCGAGCCCUGUGGAAUCAACACGAGAAAACCGGUCCACGCUCCAACAACCAUCUUGAAGGUUUCCACAACGGCCUGAAGAAGAGAAUGCCGAGAGCCCAUCCCAACAUUUUCCAGUUUGUCAAAGAACUCAAGAAGAUCGGGACAACAGAUAGACGGCCAAGAAGGCAGACUGGACUGGGUGGUUCCAUGAGACCUCAUGCUCGUGUUGACAGAGACCGAGAUGCAAGGAUCGAUCGCGAGAGACUGAAGCAGCAGCUUGCUACUGGCAGAAGAUCAGUGAUCCAGUUUCUGGAUGCAGUUGGACAUUUCAUCAAGUUACAGAAGAAGUGUAGGGUGCUUACACAAGAACUGAUGAUGACAGGAGCGUUCCUGAUUCUGUUUUUUGCAACUCUUGCCGCUUCUGAAACAUGUGAAUCUCUCCAUGCAAAGGAAGUUGAUGCAUAUGAUGACAAGAGAAUUCCCCAGUCAGUAAUGUGGACUUUUAACAAUGUGACUAAGGCUGAAUGUAUGAAGGAGUGUCAAACGGAAAAGUAUUGCGUCAGUUUCCACUUCAGUCCAUCGGAACCAGUUUGUGUGGCACUACGGGAACGGUUUGAAGGAUCCAGCGUUCCCUCCGUCGAGGCCCUUGGCUAUCAACUCUUUCAAACCAAUAAAUCUUUGGCCAUAGUCGGGUCAGAAUGUGAGCUGGACGUGGACUGUGCCUCCCUCACUAACUCCCACUGUAACAAGGGGGUCUGCAGGUGUGACGCGGGCUACGGGUCGGACGGAGACACCUGCCGCGUCCUCACAGAAUGCUCCACCUUCAGUGAUAACUUUACCCUGUACAGGUCGUUUGCCAUCGUGGGCUACGACUUCCUCAGCCAAGGAGCAUCUACCUACGAAUCCUGCCCUGCGUACUGUAUCAGCGACAACAGGUGUAAGUCGGCUGACUUGGACUUUGUUGGUAAAAUCUGCUACCUGAAUACGUACACGUGGCUGGGAGCGCCUGCAUCGACGCUUGUUAAGGACAGCCCAAUAUUUGAUUUCUUCCAGCGAGAGUGCCUUUGGUAACUCACCUGAAGUUCAUUAACGAAAUACUCCAUAGCAGAGUUUUUUAAUGUGAUGAAAGAUGUAAUAUUAUCCCGAAAAUAAUGUAAUUUCAAAUACAGGAUCUCUUGAAAACGAUGUUUUGUGAAAUGAAAACGAUUGUUCAAAAAUGAAUUGUCCAAAAUAGCCUGAAACAAAAAUUCAAAACAAAUGGUCGGUGCUUUGUUCUUCACAUAAAUAUUAAAAAUAGAGCUAAUUAUAUUGUGUAAAUAUGAAAGACAAAUACAGUCAAAACCUACUGUAGAAAAAUAUUCGGGAUUAGAUACAUGGUUUGAUUUAUCGGGUGUUGGAUACAUCCGAAUCAACAUUUAUCUAUCCAAGUAAUGAAACAACAACUGCAAAGCGCAAACUUUCUGAAUCUUGCAUGCUAGGUAAAUGACUGUUGUAUAAUAAGUAAUUAAGGAGAAGAAACUGGCAUAUCUACGCCAAUGUGUAUAUAUGCAUUUAUUCAACUUACACAAAUUCUAACUUACCUGAGUAGGUUAUUAGAAACUUUUACUCUGGGAAAUUUACACCUAUACUUGACACAUCUUUGCUGCAAGUUUGUCGUGACAGUGAGGUUUGUUUGUCCGACCGUUAUCCAAAGCCAUCGAAAUUGGUUCUGGCUAGAAGUCUUUUGACGUUUAGUAAGAGACUGAAGUCUAACAGAUUUAGAUCAGGAAUAUAAGUAGUUCAAAGCAACACUCAUGGAUUGUAGCCACUGAAACGACUGCUUUGUGCACUGGGGCAUUGUCCUGACAGAAGAGCACAACCUUUUGCGGCUUCUCACGUCUAAUGUCUCAAAAUUGAAGCAUGACAGAACACGAAGGCAAUACUGAUUCCAGUUAAUGUGACAAUCUUUGCCAUCUCUGGUAGUGGAGAUGUCAAAUGCUUCCAAUGUGUUGAUUUUUCUGUCGUCAUCCAUUAUCACAAUACGUUGCAAUAACCUUUCUGGGUCAGCUUCAAACAGAACUGAAUUAUCUGCAUUGAUACAUAUUUGUUACACUACUAUACAUUAAUGUAUAAUCGUUACCACCCAACUACACUGAUACAUGAUCGUUACAUCCUACUGAUGUGAUAUUUAAAAGUGAUACAUACUAUUAACAAUUGGAAAUUGGAUAACAUUUUACCAACAUUUUAUCACCUUACUUGCUACAAAAGAAAUAUUACACAACAACGUACCAUUUUCCAGUAUCUUAAACUAGCCAAUGGUCAAAUUGAUAACACACAUCAGACAUGAUCCAUGACCAGUAUCUCUUAUUGUGCUGGUCAGAUAGAGUAAGACAAAAACACUUAGGAACUAGAGACCAUUAUCUGUAUGUACAGCUUUGUUUAUCAUCCAUCCUUAUUAAAUCAAAGGUACCGGAUACUCAAAAAGUACCAUACUAACUGGACAGCUAUCCUUCUUCAAACUAAACUUCACCCAUAAACACAGUUAUCGUUAAUGCCUUCCUCAAACUAAAUCAUUUUAUUUCGCCACUUUACUCAGAAAAUAACGUUAUCUGAAGUAGCUAAAACAGGUAUAAAUUAGGGACGACAGUCGGUCAAACAUCACUCUGUGGCUGUCACUGUUUAAAAUAAAUAUGAAACUAGCUGUUUUUUAACUGUUUUUUUACUCAAGGAAGAAACGUUGCUAGUUUGUACUAUGUUAAAUCCUAAUUAUAUUCUAUUACCCUUGGCAGGACCUGUAGGUGUGUGGUAAUUGGAACAUGUCCCACUUUGUAUAGUUUAGACACUCUCGUUGCUGUUGCUGUGAGUAGAGUAUGUCCAUUCUGUUUAACCCUCUUGCGUUGUGUACCUUUGAAUAUGUAUGGUAACAUACAUAUACGUUGUCCUGUGUGAAUCCCCACUCGGGUAAUGUGUUUGUUCGAGUGUGUAGGGCAUACUGUAAAACGUGACAUUAACACGAGCGUGAUACAUGCGGGUGGUCUUUGCUCGCAUUAUAAAACAUCGCAUUUAUAUCAACAAAAACACAUUUUGGAUAGCAGAAAUACCAACUUAGACAUACGCUGAAAACAAACAACUAUGUAUUCCACAUCUUUGUUUAUUGAGCAGCACUUGUAACAAGAACAUAAACAAUGUCAUUCAAACACUAAUUACAUUAGGUGAAUUGAUACUGCUGGAGUGAAGACAAGCGUUCUACUCACUCAUGUCAUCACU